Molecule: messenger RNA, 1553 nt
Organism: Bipolaris maydis ATCC 48331
Lineage: Eukaryota; Fungi; Ascomycota; Dothideomycetes; Pleosporales; Pleosporaceae
Source: RefSeq, a predicted model, not a curated record
GGCAUAUCCGCCCUCCCCCUUGUCCCGUUCGCUUGUUCUUGUGCGGAGAGAGAGAGACGGACCAGAGAAAGAGACAGGGAGAGACAGCUUAUAAUAGCCCCGGAGCCUGCACACACGUCACUCGUCACUCGGAUACCGAUGCAAAGCGAGCCCAAAGAGACAGCCUACUACUAUUACUACUACGACUACAACCCUCACCACUAUCACCACAAUGGAUAACUGUCACGCGAUAUACACGGAGAGUCCGUUUGCCAUUUCCCAGGAGGAUGUCGAUGCCCUCAACUCGUCAAAGGCGUUUUGUGCGCUGAGGAGGUGUUUGGCGGGCCAGGCCGAUUUUUGUGCCUCACAUUCGACAUGCUCACCCCAAGCCAAGCAAACAUGGCUGCUCCACCGCGAUAUCCUCCACGCCCUUAUCAUGCCCAUUGUCACCUUGUUCUCACGGGCCUCGACCCUAGCCUCUGCCGCCCUAUGCACCCAGCGGGCCUCCGACCUUGAACUCGCCUUUUCGGGCGAAUCCCGCAGUGCAUUCAUCGGCCUGCAAUGCUUCAUCACCGAGGAGGCUGACUGGUGCCACACUCGCGGCUGCCCAGCCUGUGUUGUGACCGAGACAUUGAGCACCGACAGCCACAUCCGCCUGACCAUUGCCGCCAGCCUUCUCAGCACCGCAAGCGUCGCCACACCCACGCAGGAAGAACCCCCCUCGCAGGACUCUCAAGACCGGACUCUGCCCCCACUCCCCCACAUCCUUCCCGCCCUCCAGCACGCAGUCAUCAACGACCCCUUCUGGGAAGGCUCAGACAUCUGGAGCUACAUCCUCUCGCGCGCCACCCAGCUCUCCGCCGGCAUCCAGGCCCUCAUCGCCGAAUGCAUAAACCUCGAGUCCCUCGUCUCAUCCCCUACCACCACCGACCGCCCAGCCUCCAAGCGCGGCAUGACGCACCCCAGCGUCCCCUUUGUUGCUUCUGGCCAAGCUGCCCCGGAAAAAGGCGUCAAGCUCAGGAAGAGCAAGCUCGCUAAGAGACAGCUUAGGCUCCGUGAUGAGGAGGUCGAGCUCAUGAGGCGCGUCGCCAUGCAGUGCUGGGCAAAGGCAAAGGUGCCAAAGAACUUGAGAGCAGACGCCUUGGCCUUGGGUGAGAGUAAGAGGUCAAGGAGCUUGACUUGUCCGUGAGUUUGAGUGCAAGCUCUGCAAUUUCAAAUCCCCUAAAGUAUAGGGAGGGACGGGCGUUCAAUAGGUGUUUCUUUGAGGGUCCUUGUUUUUGCAUAUGGAUGAUACCACAGCAUUAUUAUCUUCUUCUUUUUUCGUUUGUUUCGUUUCCCCUUUUGUUUUCUUCUAUUCUUUUUUCUUCUGGCUCAGGAAAUUAGGGACUAUCAAGGCAUGUAUGUGUGUUUUCUUGUCUUUGAGGGGGAUUGGAUGCACAGAAUAUUCUUUUAUUUUUGCAUUGUUGGCUUCCAAUUUCUUAUGUGUUGCAAGCAUUAGGGGCGGGUUGGGAUGUGCUCUAGAGUAUACUAGAUUCCGUGUAUGUCUAGAUAUUCUAAUUCGCAAGAAUGAAAAA